Hibiscus syriacus is the source of this 798-nucleotide messenger RNA. RefSeq lists its product as uncharacterized. The record is from RefSeq and is a predicted model, not a curated record. Bases 1 to 798 code for a protein of 265 amino acids. The transcript is spliced from 5 exons. NCBI's taxonomy places the organism in Eukaryota, Viridiplantae, Streptophyta, Magnoliopsida, Malvales, Malvaceae. Gene Ontology annotation, biological process: protein transport.
AUGUUUGACAUCUAUUUCGGUUGGCAAAAAGCUUCCAAGUGUAAGAAGCUGAUGAAGCUUGUUCGGUGCCGCCUGAAGCUUCUAAAGAACAAAAGGUCUACAACUGCGAAACUGCUUCGGGAGGAUCUAGCUAAGGUCAUCGAACUUGGCUACGAAGAAACUGCUCUUAAAUGGGCUGGGCAGCUUGUUGAAGAAGAGAAGAUGAUGGCGGUGUAUGACAAGGUGGAUCAAUACUGUGAAUUUGUCAAGUUUCGAUUACCAUAUAUUCGCAGACACAGGGACUGCCCUGAUGAUAUCAACGAGGCAAUUUCAAGCCUGAUGUUCGCGUCUGCAAGAUGUGCAGGUCUGCCGGAACUUGCAGCGGUUCGGAAGCUCUUCAGGAAGCGUUACGGCCACGGCUUCGAGACGGCGUCCGUUGAGUUACUUCCUGGGAACCUGGUGAACCGUGAGAUACGAGAAAUUCUUCGCAUGAAAUCCGUUUCGGAUGAUAUGAAGUACCGGUUGAUCGACGAAAUAGCUGGAGAAUACUGCUGUAGGCCACAGCCUGAGAUCUUGGAACUCGAAUGCUUUCCUCGGGUGCAGACUGAAACGGAAGGAAAACCCAUACAAGUUGUCGAUCCGUCCAUUGGUAUCAUCGGAUCGAAUUCGUUGUCCAGUCACCGCCCUAAUUACGUCCACCCUAAGCUGCCGGAGUAUGAAGACGUGGCAGCCCAACUCAUGGAUCUUAAGAUGGAGCAUCUGCUGCAUAAGCAUCUCCUGGGUGCAAUUGCUAAGAACGAAACUUAUGUAAUUCAUUAA